Messenger RNA from Cercopithifilaria johnstoni, 834 nucleotides. NCBI's taxonomy places the organism in Eukaryota, Metazoa, Nematoda, Chromadorea, Rhabditida, Onchocercidae. The record is from the annotation of a GenBank genome assembly.
AUGCUUUAUCCAAAUGGUACUGUUUGGGUCAAUUAUCGAGUUCGUGUAAAAGGACCAUGUGCUAUGGAUUUGUCAAAUUUUCCAAUGGAUGUACAAACCUGUAAUUUAAUUUAUGAAAGCUUUAACUACAAUAAUCAAGAAGUACGAAUGCGUUGGAUUAAUUCAAAUCCAGUCUAUACUGUCAGUGAAAUAUUAUUACCUGAUUUCAUUUUAAUUAAUAUCUCAUCAACUCUUAGGAUAGAGAAAUAUCCAGCUGGAAUGUGGGAUGAAUUGCAUGUGAAUUUAACAUUCGAAAGGCGUUGUGUAUGGUAUUUUAUGCAAGCAUAUGUUCCAACUUACCUUACCAUUUUUAUCAGUUGGGUGUCAUUUUCAUUGGGACCACGAGCGAUACCUGCUCGAACAAUGCUUGGUGUUAAUGCAUUAUUAGCAAUGAUAUUUCAAUUUGGUAAUAUUAUGCGAAAUUUGCCAAGAGUAUCAUAUAUUAAAGCUAUUGAUAUAUGGAUGUUAGUCUCAAUGACUUUCAUAUUCUCAUCAUUAAUUGAGCUGGCAGUAAUUGGUUCAAAGGUGAAAAGUAUGGAAAGCGGUCAAAAGCCGAGGAAGCCGCACUGUAAAAAUAUCGAAGGAGUAGAGUCAAGUCCGAAAGGUAUUUGCGAAUUCGAAAAAAGGUUUAUGCUUCCGGUAGAAGGAUUUGAAUUGAAAUGGUGCCGAUCACGUUGGAAGUCUAGUUCUUGGACACCAGAUCGUAUAGAUCAUUUAUCAAGCAUCAUCUUUCCUGCAUUUUUUGCAUGCUUUAAUGUGAUCUAUUGGUCUUGGUAUUCCGAACAUUUGUUUUAG